Botrytis fragariae is the source of this 1494-nucleotide messenger RNA. RefSeq lists its product as uncharacterized. The coding region runs from base 1 to 1494 and encodes 497 amino acids. NCBI's taxonomy places the organism in Eukaryota, Fungi, Ascomycota, Leotiomycetes, Helotiales, Sclerotiniaceae. The record is from RefSeq and is a predicted model, not a curated record. The transcript has a single exon.
AUGAUGUUUACCAAGCCUACCGAAUUUUCCUUCGCGAAUAUGGACGAGGACUCUGCAAAAAAAGCUUUGUCUGUCAUGGCAUCCUUCUUCUAUAUUCAGGACGGCGGAGUGCAGUGGUUGAACGAGAAUCUUAGCCAAUUUGGUUGCACAGCCGAUGGUUUAGUUAACGAAGCCUUGGUUGAUCCGGAGCUAACACAACAUCAAGUCUGCCAAGAUCUCCAUCACGCAUAUCGUCUUCACAUAAACCCAGACGACGAAGAUGCUGCUGCAUACGAGACGCAAGUCCCUACAACCGGUGGCAAAGGCAAGAGUGCGCACCCAUAUAAUAAGCCCAUUGCUUAUGCAGCAAUACACCCUCAAGUACUUGUAGAGCAAGCGCUCAAUGCCCGACUUGCAAAAGUGGACGAAGUGCCCAUCGAAGAACAAUUCCUUGGAGAUGCUACCGAGCUGGAAGCUUCUGAGUGUGAACCAUCUGUUACUGAUCAACUUGUCAAUCAGCCUGAGUACGAAUCUUCGGUUGCCGACUACUCUGAUUACCAAUCCGAGCCAGAGGACUUCGUUAGAAGCAUCUCCAAUAUUUCCGAUGACGACGAUUCAGACGAUGAAGAUUAUAUCGAGAAGUCAGUUACCAACUUCGAUGAACUCACCUACGAACAACAGCUCGCUCUUACCAUCGAAGCCUCCCUGAAAGAGGACGCACCGCAGAAGUAUAACAACGAAUCUUCUGGUACCAACAACCAACUUACACCACCACCUUCUCAGCAAAAGACAGCUGCAAAAAUGAUCUAUUCUGGUGGAAAAAGCAUCUUAUCUCCACGCCAAUCUUCCAGUGGAAAACAUAUCUUCCCCGCAUCAUCACAUACCACUCCAUGUCCAUCUUCUCUCAAUAGAAAGCGAGAACACGACGAUUACGGGUCUCACGAUGAUGAAGAUUAUAUCAAGCCUACUCGUCGACCGACCAAGAAGCUCACGAAGUCUAUCACCAAAUCAUCUGUUCGCGCGCCUGCUUCUUCGUCUACCUCAGUCACUACUGCUCCAGUUUCUUCUUCCUUAAUCACUGCAUCUGGCUCCCCCCAUUCAUUAAGUCCUCGCAAAGCAUCCUCCAAACCUCGCAAAACACCUCGAUCUUCUCGCAAAAGUGGUCCUACCAGUAAACCUCGGCGCUCCGCCUGGACCGAUGACGAAACAUUCAAGCUCUACAAAUGUCUUGUCAAGCGUCGAGAAAUCGAAGCUAAGCUCCCCGGUCUCGUCAAACUCUACGAUGCUCCUCUCUGGAAGCACAUCUCGGAAGAACUUGCUUCUGUCCAUGGUAUUCAUCGAGCACCCGGUGGUUGCAAGUCUAAUUGGAAUCGAAAUGGACGAGAGUUCUAUGAUUUUGAUGAACGAUCAGUUUUGAAACGCUCGAAGUCUUUGGCUACUAGUGUUCAGGUUCCAAAGAAGGAUAGAAAGGGAAAGAAGCCUGUUGCUGUUGAUGAGAUUGAUGAUGAUGAAUAG